Messenger RNA from Lontra canadensis (Northern American river otter), 2704 nucleotides. It is a transcript of the gene WIPF2, whose product is annotated as WAS/WASL interacting protein family member 2. The coding region runs from base 269 to 1381 and encodes 370 amino acids. Gene Ontology annotation, molecular function: actin binding. The record is from RefSeq and is a predicted model, not a curated record. The transcript has 7 exons. NCBI's taxonomy places the organism in Eukaryota, Metazoa, Chordata, Mammalia, Carnivora, Mustelidae.
CUCCCCCGCCUCCAUUUUGUUCGCGGACGCUGGGGACGGUGGGAGCAGAUCCAUUUCCGGGUUGGCAAAAGGGGCGGCGGCGGCGAGAGAGGGAGAUUGCCGGGGAGCGAGCAGGACGGGACGAAGCCGGAGCGGAGGUGGGGGAGGAUUCGCUCCCGGGGCUGCUGCGGCUAGGUCGGAAAGAGGCAGAGGAGGCUGGGUAUAUGAGUGACCUAAAGCUGCAAAGUAAAACGGAAAGAAAGCAGUGCCAACUGCGAGCAGGGCAAGGAUGCCAAUUCCUCCACCCCCUCCACCGCCCCCUGGUCCUCCUCCGCCUCCCACUUUUAAUCAGGCAAACACAGAGCAGCCCAAGCUGAGUAGAGAUGAACAGCGGAAUCGAGGUGCCCUUUUACAGGACAUCUGCAAAGGGACCAAGCUGAAGAAAGUGACCAACAUUAAUGAUCGGAGUGCUCCCAUCCUUGAGAAACCGAAAGGAAACAGUGGUGGUUAUGGCUCUGGAGCAGCUGCCCUGCAGCCCAAGGGAGGUCUCUUCCAAGGGGGAGUGCCGAAGCUCCGACCUGUGGGAGCCAAGGAUGUUUCAGAGAACCUAGCUGGUAAGCCAGCCCUACAAAUCCCCAGUUCUCGAGCUGCUGCCCCAAGGCCACCAGUGUCUACAGCCAGCGGGCGCCCUCAAGAUGAUACAGACAGCAACCGAGCCUCACUCCCGGAACUGCCCCGGAUGCAGAGACCCUCGUUACCGGACCUCUCUCGGCCUAAUACCACCAGCAGUACAGGCAUGAAGCACAGCUCCUCUGCCCCUCCUCCACCACCCCCGGGGCGGCGUGCCAACGCACCCCCAACACCUCUGCCUGUGCACAGCAGCAAAGCCCCAGCCUACAACAGAGAGAAACCCUUGCCGCCCACACCUGGACAAAGGCUGCACCCUGGUCGCGAGGGACCUCCUGCUCCACCCCCAGUCAAACCACCUCCUUCCCCUGUGAAUAUCAGGACGGGACCAAGUGGCCAGUCUCUGGCUCCUCCUCCUCCUCCUUACCGCCAGCCUCCUGGGGUUCCCAAUGGACCCUCCAGUCCCACUAAUGAGUCAGCCCCUGAGCUGCCACAGAGACACAAUUCUUUGCAUAGGAAGACACCAGGGCCUGUCAGAGGCCUAGCGCCUCCUCCACCCACCUCAGCCUCUCCGUCACUACAGAGUAAUAGACCACCUCCCCCAGCCCGGGACCCUCCCAGUCGGGGAGCAGAUGAUUUUGAGUCAAAGUAUUCUUUCCAUCCAGUAGAAGACUUUCCUGCUCCAGAAGAAUAUAAACACUUUCAGAGAAUAUAUCCCAGCAAAACAAACCGAGCUGCCCGUGGAGCCCCACCUCUGCCGCCCAUUCUCAGGUGAAGCCUGGCUUGGUCCUGUUCCUCAGGAAAAGGAUGGACCCUCUCCUCUGCUCAGAUGGUCCCUUCCAUUCCCCUGAAACCUGCAUGAGAGCUCCUGACGUGUUUCUCCAGUGCAACCCAUCUCUAGACACCAAGCGUCCUCCCCACUCACCUCCAUCUAUGCAUCUCGUCUCUAGACUUGGUGAUUGGACUCUUAAGACAGUAGGGUCUCAAACCCUGCAUCCAUCCCUCCUCUUGCAAGCCCUGCUAGCCAGAUGAGGAAAACGCUUCCAUGUCUCCUGCCUUCCUCUUGGGGAAAGGUGCCUUGUUAUGAUGAAUGAACUCAUUGUUGGGGCAGGGUGGAGUAUUGUACUCCUACUUUCUCCUACCCACUGUGGGGGAAGCGUGACGGUUGUAUUAUAUUUCCUCAUUUAGGAGGCUGGCGUGGCCAGGACUUCUGGGGGGUGGGCAUUUUUAGUGAAACAGGAAAGGAAUUUGCAGAGAAGUGAUCUGUUUUAAAGGUCAAGUUUGAAGAAAAGGCAAAGAAAUGGGUCUGCUUUCUGUUUAGGGGUAUUUUGGUUUUGCUCUCACCCCACCCCAUGCCACCACCCCAGGGAGAAGUUGGAUAUUAUAAACACUAAAUACUAACCAGUUGAACUAAACAUCUAAUAAAAAGAGAGGGUGAAAUAAACUGGGGAUCCUUUUAGAGCUAGUCAGUUUCUCUGCAGCAAAGGGGCCAGGAGCCAUUUGUGUCCUCUGGGACUCCCUGCCCAUUUGCCUGUUUCCUCAGGGUGCUGAGGCUGAGGGCUGUUAUUCCUCUCAGCACUGCCCAUCCCCUCAAGAGACAAGUCACUUUGAUUCAUUACAGAUUCACAAACUCCAAAAACCUGCAGUGGGAGAUGGAAAGAUAGAGUGUUGGCCUUGACACCAAUUAAGUCUUUUCUGACUGGCCCUGGAGGCCUGCUCAGAGACUUUAGCCCCUGAUGGGUGCCCCAGGAUGACAAGGGAAGGUGAAGCACCUCGUGGAAGGGUCAACUCUGUGGGUUAUGAAGGACUUUAAGGCCCACUUGUUCCAAAGUUCACAGCCCAUCUGACUUAGCAGGUACUUCUGUUCCUUUCUCCACUACUCUUGCCUCUGCAAGACUGCAGGGGUUAAUAUAGCAGAAUAGAGAAGGGUGAGGAAGGUUAUGGGGACAGCCAGAUUCCUCUGUGCCAGGAAGCACAGACUUUGGUGAAGUGUGCCUCAGUCCAGUUGAUCUUCCUUGGCAGCCAGCAAUAUGUUUUUUCGUCUUCCGGGUCCUAGUUCAAGGAUGCAGGGGAAAUAGAGGGUCCCAGUCUAGGAAGA